Molecule: messenger RNA, 722 nt
Organism: Drosophila hydei
Lineage: Eukaryota; Metazoa; Arthropoda; Insecta; Diptera; Drosophilidae
Gene: mRpS28
Product: 28S ribosomal protein S28, mitochondrial
Exons: 3
Coding region: 90-671 (193 amino acids)
Cellular component (GO): mitochondrial small ribosomal subunit
Source: RefSeq, a predicted model, not a curated record
GUCGAUGACCUAGUUAAAUAUUCUAUCGGCUGAAUUGCAGCAUAUGCAUUUCUUACAAUUUUUAUUUUUAUAAUUUAUAAAUAAAAAACAUGUCGCUGGUGCGCAAGCUAAGCAGUUACACACUGCAAUCGAGUCGUGUUUGCAAUUGGAGUCGCCAAGUAUCCGCCACACAUCGGUUGUUCAGCACAGAUGGAACUACGAGCGAUAAAAAUGUGAGCAAUGAUGAGCCGGAAAAUUCGGCCAAAGGAGGAUUUGCGCGUGCCUUCGAGAGAUAUACGGCGCCAGCGGAGCCAGAGGUAGAGCCCGUGGACAAUCAAAGCUUUGCAUCACUGCUGCGCAACUCCAAGUUCAUUGAUCUGGGCGAUGCGGAGGGCAAAGUUGUUAGUGGUAAAAUAUUUCACGUUGUCGGCGAUGAUUUGUACAUAGAUUUUGGCUGGAAGUUUCAUUGCGUGUGCGCGCGACCAGCAAGGAAUGGCAGCGACUAUGUGCGCGGGGCACGCGUUCGUCUGCGCGUCAAGGAUCUGGAGCUGUCUACUCGUUUCCUCGGCUCCGAGAAGGAUAUAACUAUACUCGAGGCAGAUUGCCAGCUGUUGGGAUUGAUAGGAUCGCCUACGCGUCAAACAAACCCACGAACCGAGUUCAGCGCACCACGAAUCGAGAAUUUGCUCUAAAAAAACUACACAAAAAUCUAUUCAGUGCAUUAAACUAAAAAAGAAACAAAA